This is a messenger RNA of Seminavis robusta, 1180 nucleotides long. The record is from the annotation of a GenBank genome assembly. NCBI's taxonomy places the organism in Eukaryota, Bacillariophyta, Bacillariophyceae, Naviculales, Naviculaceae.
AAGUUGACAAGUGCAGUCGUACACCGUAAGUUGAAGCCUUCAUCACUCCGUGUUGUCCUGGAAGUGAAUACAGCAGCACAACCCCUCUCAAUUUUUUCUACUAGCUAGCUAGCAAACUUCAUUAUCGUCUCUACAAAACGCACAAUGAGAUCGCUUUUGCUAACUGUAAUUCUCGUCGUGUGGACGGCGUCGCCCAUUGCGGCGUUUCAGCCACAAUAUUCAAUUAUUGGUCGGCCGCCUGUGGUUCCAACCAAGACAUCUUCAUCAUGGUUGUUGUUACCAACGACCACCAAACCACGCCAUCAUCAUGUCACGACAGCUCGAAUGGCUUCGGCUGCCGAGGACGAUACCGAUAGUACCCCCAAAAAACAGCUCGACGUGGAUGCCAUUGUCAAGUACGGGGGCGCCCUUGCCAUUCAAAUGGGUCUCUUCACGGGGAUAUUCACACUCUUUGAUAAAUUGGUCGCCAUUACGGGAAUUGCCCAAGUUCCAUUUGCCGUCAACUUUAUUCUCUUUUACUUUUGUGCCCUCAAGAGUCGUGUCUUGAAUCCACUCGCCAACAAUCGUCCCAAUGUCGACACCAAGGAAGUCGACAAUAUACCCAAACGACAAAUGCCCACGUGGACACCACCUGGAUUUGUCUUUCCCAUUGUCUGGCUACUACUCAUUGGACCGUUGCGGGCGGCCACUUCAUCAAUGAUCUACGCCACCACCGGGAGUUAUGCGUGUGCUCCCAUUUUGGCACUCAUGCUACACUUGUCCAUUGGAGAUGUCUGGAAUACCAUUAACAAUGUCGAACGACGGUACGGGACAUCCAUAUUGGGGAUUGUUGGCGUGUACACGUCGGCGGCCUUUGCGGCAUAUUCCUAUCAUCAAGUACUGCCACUGGCGGGAAAACUCUUGGCACUCAAAAUGAUCUGGUUGACCAUUGCGUCGUCCCUUAUCAUUCGAACGUGGCAAUUGAACCCCAAUCCGGAAACGGGCAAGCCGUAUUCGUUGCUGCCCACCACGGGAGAAGGUUCCAAGACCGAGUUCAUGUGGUUUUAAAGUUAGCAAAGCAAGCAAGCAAACAAGCAAGCAACUAGCUAGCUAAACGUACAGGACUCAUAAAUGCUACUAGUACCGCUAUAAUGCUAUGAUUAAUAUUCCUGAAAGCACCGCUGCUGGUUUCCUGUCGCCA